AUGUUUUCGCUCGUAUCGCGCUUCUUCUCUCUACCUCUCUCGACCCGAAUGAGGAUCGAUAUGGAUUCGAGUCGACAUUUUCGAGGGUAUUGCAAGUUUGGAGACGAACGUACGCAGCAAAAGCAGGAUUUGAGGGAUCAAGUGGAUUAUGCCCCUGAAGUCGAGCCCAUCAAGGACGAAGGACCAUUGGAGCGAUGGCCAUUCUUGAACCUGUACGGACCGAACCAGUUCCUACCGGACGAAGUGUUGGAUGGACAUCGUAGUAUUGUGUUGGAUUGGUUCGAGACCGCGGAGGAGAUCUCGAAUCAACUCACUCGAGCGAUCGAACUCGCCCUAGGUGUUGACGAGGGUGAACUAUCCCAAUUUCUCACCGGGAAAACGACCGCAGCCGAGGCAUCUCUCAACGCACUGGGUCCUCUACCCUACGCACGGAUGAAAACCAUUCGCUACCCCACCGGAACCACCGUCGACGGAAUUCACCGCCACGAUCCCACCAGCACCCAAGGCGUCGGAGCGCACAAAGACAGCGGCUGGCUCACUCUCCUAGCCCCUUCCUCCGAAGUUGGCGGUCUCGAAGGACAAGAUUUUGCCGGGAACUGGAUCUCCAUCCCGCACGUCGACAACUCGAUCAUCGUCAACUUUGGUCAACAGGUAGAACACUUGACCAACGGCAUUGUUCAAUCUGCCACCCACCGUGUCGUUUCCAAUCCUGACGCCCAAAAGGAUCGCUUUUCAAUCGCCUUCUUCAGCUCCCCCGCUCUUAACACUUUCCUCAAACCACUGGAUUCGGAACGAUUCAGCAAGGAGCUUGUGGAUACUUGGAAGCAGGCAGAGUCGAAGAGAAACGGCGGGGAGAUCAUCAGCGAUGUUCCGCGGGGAGAUCUGUAUGCGAGAGGGGAUGAACCGUUCGGCUGGAUCAAUUGGAGAGGACUGGUUAGGAGUCAUCCCGGUGUGGUGGACGCUUUCUACCGUCAUCUUGUACAGCAAUGA
Messenger RNA from Pseudozyma hubeiensis SY62, 990 nucleotides. RefSeq lists its product as hypothetical. The record is from RefSeq and is a predicted model, not a curated record. Bases 1 to 990 code for a protein of 329 amino acids. Lineage: Eukaryota; Fungi; Basidiomycota; Ustilaginomycetes; Ustilaginales; Ustilaginaceae. Gene Ontology annotation, molecular function: dioxygenase activity. The transcript has a single exon.